Molecule: messenger RNA, 371 nt
Organism: Rhizopus microsporus ATCC 52813
Lineage: Eukaryota; Fungi; Mucoromycota; Mucoromycetes; Mucorales; Rhizopodaceae
Product: putative 50s ribosomal protein L33
Exons: 2
Coding region: 34-207 (57 amino acids)
Biological process (GO): translation
Cellular component (GO): ribosome; mitochondrion
Molecular function (GO): structural constituent of ribosome
Source: RefSeq, a predicted model, not a curated record
UCUCUCUCUCUUUACCUUUUAGAGAAAUCAGCCAUGGCAAAGAAGGCAAAAGCUAGAGUCAUUCUUGUAAAGUUAUUAUCUACAGCUGGUACAGGAUACAACUACAUUAAAAGUCGUCCAAGAAUUGCACCCAAGUUGUCCUUGAUGAAAUAUGAUCCUAUGGUAAAACAACAUGUUCUGUUCACAGAGACUAAAAUGAAGAAAUAAUAUUGAAUUGUACAUACAUAAAUCACAUUAAAUGUCACUUUUACCAAGUUUAUAACGUGCGCCCUUGAAUAUGCCUUUGGUGCAUCCUUUGUUAUUUACAGCUUCAAAUAGCUCACUAUAGUUAUCUCAAUACAUGUUCCUGAAAUACAUAAAGUAAACCCAGG